UCGGCCACGCCCCCCGGAAGUGUCGCUCCGGCUGCAGCGACCGGCGGAGGGUCCGCGCCCCCCUCUCCCGAUGCCUCUCGGCCUCCCCCGCCGGAAGAAGCCUCCUCCGCUGGUGGACAACGAGGAGGAGGCCUCUGGCGGUUCCAGUUCCGGUGUUCCCGAUGCUUCCGGUUCCGGGUCGGCUGUUUCCGGUUCCGGGUCGGCUGUUUCCGGUUCCGGGUCGGCUGUUUCCGGUUCCGGGGCGCUCCGGCCCCGCCUGGUGUUCCACACGCAGUUGGCUCACGGGAGCCCCACGGGACGAGUGGAAGGAUUCGGGAGCGUCCGGGAGCUGUACGGGAAGAUAGCGGCGGCCUUUGACAUACCGACCUGUGAGGUGAUGUUCUGCACCCUCAACACACACAAGGUGGACAUGGAGCGGCUCCUGGGGGGGCAGAUCGGCCUCGAGGACUUCAUCUUCGCGCACACUCGGGGCCGGCGCAAGCGCGUCGAGGUCUUCAAGGCUGAGGAUGCUCUAGGGCUGACCAUAACUGACAAUGGGGCUGGAUAUGCGUUCAUCAAGCGCAUCCGCGAGGGCAGUGUCAUCUCCCGCAUCCCAACCAUCGGCGUCGGGGACGUGAUCGAGGCCAUCGACGGCCGCAGCCUGGUGGGCGCCAGGCACUUCGAGGUGGCCAAAGUGCUCAAGGAGCUGCCGCGGGGCCGGAGCUUCGCCAUGCACCUGCUGGAGCCGCGCAGGGCGUUCGACAUGAUCGCCCCAAGGUCCGGGGGGGCGGGGGGGGGCACCCCCAUGGGCUCCGGUCGGGGCACCCUGCGCCUGCGUGCCCACGGCCCCCCCACCCUCGAGGAGCAGCCCUCAGCCUUCGAGGAGCUUGCAGUGACCAAGGUGGAUGAUUUGCUGGAGAGUUACAUGGGCAUCCGGGACAGUGAACUGGCCGCCACCAUGGUGGAGCUGGGCCGGGAUGCUGCAGAUCCGGAUGCUCUGGCUCAGGCUCUGGAUUCCCAGCUCGGGGACUUUGCCUUCCCCGACGAGUUCGUGUUCGACGUGUGGGGUGCGAUCGGUGACGCCAAAGUGGGGCGAGGAUGAGCCCCCCCCCCCCCAUGGAUAUGGGACCCCCCCAUGGAUAUGGGACCCCCCCAUAGAGACCACUACAAACCCCCAUAAUUGGGCCCCUGUAUAAGCUGGACCCCCCUAUAACUGCUGGAGAUGGGUGCCCCCCCCAUGACCCCCCCCAUGACCCCCUUCCUAGUGGAUGCUUCCAACCAUGGCCCCCCCCAAACU
Messenger RNA from Melopsittacus undulatus (budgerigar), 1276 nucleotides. RefSeq names its product GIPC PDZ domain containing family member 1 (gene GIPC1). Lineage: Eukaryota; Metazoa; Chordata; Aves; Psittaciformes; Psittaculidae. Gene Ontology annotation, molecular function: protein binding. The record is from RefSeq and is a predicted model, not a curated record.